AUGGGUAUUAAUAAAGAAAAAACUAAAGAGAAAUUUCCAGACUUUUAUUGUUCAAAAGAACAAGCCAAUAUGAGAUUAGAAUAUAGAAUUCUGGAAAUAGCCCAAGGAAAUGAACAAGAGUGUAACUUUUGUUUUCUAGAUUUUGAUGACCCAACUCUCCUUAAUUUUGAUACUGCUCUUGCUACUCAUCAAAUGGCUCAUAAUACUCCUGAUGGUUACUCUGAUAUAGUUUUUAUUUGCAGUGAAUGUAAAAAAGAUCAAUGUGGCACCUAG
This is a messenger RNA of Entrophospora sp. SA101, 273 nucleotides long. The record is from the annotation of a GenBank genome assembly. NCBI's taxonomy places the organism in Eukaryota, Fungi, Glomeromycota, Glomeromycetes, Entrophosporales, Entrophosporaceae.